UGUCAUCAAUAUUUCUGGAUCCCUGAUAGAUAAUCAAUGAUUGAUAUUGUGACAAUUAACUUGUUUUUUCCUACAGAAAGUCCCUUAACAUGGAGCUCAUUAGCGCCACCGUCUGACCACUGAAAACACUGUUUACAAUGUUUUUUUAUGGUAUUUUACAGUGUUUCCCAUUGUUUAAUCUCAACUGUUUUUACUCUUCUCAUAAUAACAUCAACCUGAAUUUAUUAAUAACAAGUUUUGACCCGUGUUGAGAGACGUUGAUUCCAGGUGUCGUUACUGGAGGUCGUCACAGGUCACAUGUUACCUGUGACGUUAACACGACAAAGACGCAGGUAAGUAUCGAACAAUACCAAACAAAAUAAGAAAGAUAAAACUCGACCUUUUCAGAGUCACUUCACUUCAACAUCUUAACAAAGUUAACAUUUCAAUCAAAAGGUGUCAUGUGAUCCAGGUCUGACUCUUUAAAAAGUCAGCAAAUAAUAAUUCACAUUUCUAACUUAACUUUUUUAAAUCUUAUCUUACAAACAAAGAAAAAAAUCAAGCAUUAAACUGAAACAUAAAGGAUUACAAUACAAAAGCAACACGUUCUUUUUACACUCAGACACAGUUUGAACUCACUCGUGAAAUCAGCAGUUUACUUAUGGAAAGUCUGAAUCGCUGAUUAACGUGAAGUAGCACAAACAGUAACAGCUAAACUAGCGUGAGCUAUUCAGAAAAUAUAUUUAAACAUAACUCAAUGUGAAGGGUUAGAAUACUAAUGUGUUGAAAGAGGAAGUGACCUCACAUUAUACUAAUAUUUAUAUUAAGAAGAAGAAUUCCAUCAUUGGCUUAUUAUUGGUCACAUGAAGGAUAAACAUUAACAUCUGACCUCUGCAGCAGAAAUAUUGCUCCGCUAAAAGGUUCUGUUAGUCAAUAAACCAUAAUAAAUGAUAAAAGCAUGUCCAUAAACACAUAAAACAUAAUGAUCUAUAACAUUUCUAAAUAUAAACUAAAUAGUUAUUUGAGAUAUGAACAUUUAAAAUACUUGAGAUAUGAAAAUCUUUCUCUGCUCCUCUCCGACUCUCUGGAGCCGCCGCACGUUAUGUUUUUCACCACACGUAAUAAAUGUUAUGACAUCAUAACGACCCGAUGAGGUCGAAGACCAGGAUGUAAAAAUCUCUCAUAUUUAGCCUCGACAGUGAUUGUACAACAAAGGCAGCGUUACCAUAGCAACAGACAAACGAUUAUUAUUAAACGUCAAAUUUGCAUCAAACCUCAUGCGCGUGUGACCUGUGAGGACUCCCAGUCGUCAGGGCCGUCUGUGUGUGAUAACCUGGUGUGUGUGUGUCCGUGUGUGUGUCUGUCUGUGUGUGUGUCUGUGUGUUUAGGUGAUGGGGCAUCAUAAUGCUCAGCUGGAUCCUCUGGGAAUCAGCUGUGUGAAUUUUGAUGAUGCUCCGGUGAAUACCGGCUUCCAGGACGUCGAUCCGAGGGCACCAUGUGGCCCAGUUGGACCCUCUCGGGAUCAUGGACGCCGAUCUGGACUCGUAUGUCCCCACUGAUAUUAUCACCUCCUCCGACAAACUGGACUUGGCGGUUUUCAAGGAGAGGCUGAGAGUCCUAACGGUAGGAGGUUUCUACGGUCUGAAUGAGUCUGACCUGGACAAAGUGUUCCGUCUGCCCACCACCACCUUCAUCGGAGCUUCGGAGACUGCCCUCCCCCUGAAGGAGAUCAUCAGCCGCCUGGAGAUGUCGUACUGUCAGCACAUCGGAGUGGAGUUCAUGUUCAUCAACGACCUGGACCAGUGUCAGUGGAUCAGACAGAAGUUUGAGACUCCAGGAGUGAUGCAGUUCACUUUGGAGGAGAAGAGGACGCUGCUCGCCCGCAUGAUCCGCUCCACCAGGUUCGAGGAGUUCCUGCAGAAGAAGUGGUCUGCAGAGAAGCGUUUUGGUCUGGAAGGAUGUGAGUCUCUGAUCCCUGCUCUGAAAACCAUCAUCGAUAAAUCGUCCAACGGAGUGGAGAACAUCAUCAUGGGAAUGCCUCACAGGGGUCGUCUGAAUGUUCUGGCCAACGUGAUCCGUAAAGAGCUGGAACAGAUCUUCUGUCAGUUUGACUCUAAACUGGAAGCAGCUGAUGAGGGCUCUGGAGACGUAAAGUACCACUUGGGCAUGUACCAUCGCCGCAUCAACCGCGUGACCGACAGGAACAUCACUUUGUCUCUGAUGGCUAACCCCUCUCAUCUGGAGGCUGUCGACCCGGUCGUCCAGGGCAAGACCAAGGCUGAGCAGUUCUACUGUGGAGACAACGACGGGAACCGGGUGAUGUCCAUCCUGAUCCACGGAGACGCAGCGUUUGCGGGUCAGGGUAUCGUCUAUGAGACCUUCCAUCUGUCCGACCUGCCGUCGUACACCACGCACGGAACAGUGCACGUUGUUGCCAACAACCAGAUUGGUUUCACCACAGAUCCCCGCAUGGCUCGGUCGUCUCCGUACCCGACCGACGUGGCCCGAGUCGUUAACGCUCCCAUCUUCCACGUCAACGCCGACGACCCAGAGGCCGUCAUUUACGUCUGCAAGGUGGCUGCCGAGUGGAGAGCCACGUUCCACAAGGAUGUGGUGGUCGACCUGGUUUCUUACCGUCGGAUGGGUCACAACGAGAUGGACGAGCCGAUGUUCACUCAGCCGCUGAUGUACAAACAGAUCAAGAAGCAGAAACCUGUUCUGCACAAAUACGCUGAGAAGCUGAUCGCAGAGGGAGCAGUGAGCCGACAGGAGUACGAGGAGGAAAUCGCUAAGUACGAUAAGAUCUGCGAGGAGGCGUACGCUCGCUCCAAAGACGAGAAAAUCCUCCACAUCAAACACUGGCUGGACUCACCAUGGCCCGGUUUUUUCACUCUGGAUGGACAACCCAAGACCUUGAGCUGCCCGUCCACUGGACUGACUGAAGAAAACCUGAACCACAUUGGACAGAUGGCGUCGUCCGUCCCCGUCGAGGACUUCACCAUCCACGGAGGUCUGAGUCGUAUCCUGAAGAGUCGAGGUCAGAUGGUUCAAAACCGGACGGUGGACUGGGCUCUGGGAGAGUACAUGGCGUUCGGAUCGCUGCUGCAGGAGGGGAUCCACAUCCGGCUGUCGGGUCAGGACGUGGAGCGAGGGACGUUCAGCCACCGUCAUCACGUCCUUCACGACCAGAACGUGGACAAGAGGAUCUGCAUUCCCAUGAACCACCUGUCUCCUGACCAGGCGCCGUACACGGUGUGCAACAGCUCGCUGUCGGAGUACGGAGUCCUGGGUUUCGAGUUGGGUUUUGCGAUGGCGAGUCCGAACGCUCUGAUCCUGUGGGAGGCUCAGUUCGGAGAUUUCCACAACACGGCUCAGUGCAUCAUCGACCAGUUCAUCUGUCCUGGUCAGGCCAAGUGGGUGAGGCAGAACGGCAUCGUGCUGCUGCUGCCACACGGCAUGGAGGGCAUGGGUCCAGAACAUUCUUCAGCUCGUCCAGAGAGAUUCCUCCAGAUGUGCAACGAUGACCCAGAUGUCAUGCCCAGCCUGACGGAUGACAUUGCCGUGCGUCAGCUCUACGACUGUAACUGGAUCGUGGUCAACUGUUCAUGUCCUGGAAACUACUUCCACGUCCUCAGACGACAGAUCCUGCUGCCGUUCAGGAAGCCGCUGAUCGUCUUCACUCCCAAGUCUCUGCUGCGCCACCCAGAGGCCAGAUCGAGCUUUGACGAGAUGCUGCCCGGAACUCACUUCCAGAGGUUGAUCCCAGAACGCGGCUCUGCGUCUGAGCGUCCAGAGGAGGUGAAGAGGUUGAUCUUCUGCACGGGGAAGGUUUACUACGAGUUGACCAAAGAGAGGAAGAACCGAGGGAUGGAGGGAGACGUGGCCAUCGCACGUAUAGAGCAGUUGUCUCCUUUCCCGUUCGACCAGGUGAAGGCCGAGUCGGAGCGUUUUGCCAACGCUGAUCUAGUUUGGUGUCAGGAGGAGCACAAGAACCAGGGUUACUAUGACUACGUAAAGCCUCGCAUCAGGACCACCAUCCAGAGAGCGAAGCCUGUCUGGUACGCCGGUAGAGUUCCGGCGGCGUCUCCGGCCACAGGAAACAAAAACACUCACCUGAUGGAGCUGCGGCGUUUCAUGGACACCGCCUUCACCCUGGACGCGUUCAAAGAUCAGCAGUAAAAUCCUGCGACAACUGAAAUCAACCCUCACCUGUCUCCCCUGUCACUUGACUGCAAACCUCUCCUAGACUCUCACACACACACACACACACACACACACACACACAGGACAUACUAUAGACAAAGUUUUAACCGCGUGUACGACUACAAACCUGAAGUAACGCAGCAUCAGUACUGUGUAGUUCACUGAAUGUGUGUGUGUUUCACUUUGAUCAAACAUUGGACAGAAACUGAAAUGUUUAGAUUUGAAUUUGAUUCUGUGUCAAACUUCAAUAUUUUCAGUAAAUCAAAGACAGAGAAACAGCUGAUUUCCAGUUUACUGUAAGAAUCCUCGCAACAGAUCGAUCAGGUUCUAAAUACGUGUAAAUGUCACGUGUGUCAGUGAAGUGGUCGUUAUAAACAUCACGUGUUCAGCUGUCCAUAAACUUUUGGCCACAAUGUUAAAGUUCAUUUAAACUGUUGAAGUGUCUCUGAGAGUGAGGGAUGCACACACACAACUGAACUACACAACUACUGCACACUUUGUGGGCAGUACAUACAUGUGCUCACCGUGUUGCAUGUAUGUACUGAGCAGUUUGUAUGAACAGAUGUUACGUGUCAUAGAGAAACACAAGCGUGUUUAAACUGUUUCCAUGACAACCUGCUCUGAAUAUUGUUUUACUUCAUUUAUUCAGAUCAGUGUUGAUUAUUAUUCAACAAACCAAAGUUGAUGAGUUUUGUGGAGCUGAAAUAAUCUGAUUCAUUCAUGAUCAACUGUUCGAUAAGUUUUCAGAAUAAAAGGUUCAAGACGGAGUAAAGAAAAUCAAAUAGGUGAUGUCAUUGAGGGAAGACGAAGAUGUGAUGGAGCUUCUCGUCUGUUAGACUCACUUCCUCACAGAAAUUUGAUAUCGAUCUGUAAAAUUGAUUUGGGAGCAGGAGGAUGUGAAGUUUGAAUCUAAAACGGGCAGAAUUUUGAAUAAACGAACAUUCAGCUCUAGAACCUGAAUCUGCACAAACGUCUGAGUCCUCGUGUCUGCACGUCGUCGAGCGUCUUUAGCAUCCAGAUGUUGAGAAACUUAGAGAGACGACGAGGAAACGUUAGAUUCGUCUGCUGGAGUCGAGCUUUAAGUCCGAACCCUCAUGAACUUUGACCUCUGAACACACACUCCUCCGUCCACACACACACACACACACACACACAGCAGCAGGUCAACAGCUUUUACAGAAGCUUCAGAAAACAGUGACUCCUCCUGUUUCUAUUUCUCAUCUUCAUCAUCUUCCUCCCACAUCGUUUCUCAUCGAACCCAAAAAUAAUUUUCACCCAAAAUGUUGCAGGAAACUUUUUUGUAUUGUCUCGUUAGCGCCCCCCAUUGAAGCCCGAUGGCAGCGCCGAGCAGGGAGACGAGGACUGGUGAGGGCAGCAGGUGGGGGGGGGUUCUUCUUUGCCUUUCCGCAGGUUUGUUCGCUCGGUAACGAAACUGUAAUUAGUUACCACGGCAACGCUUCACUCGCCCGCUGAGAUUGAGUUGUGUUUGAAGGGCUGCGUGGGGAUCCGCGUCAACAGGAAGUGACCCCAACGCACAGCUGCUGGUCCGAAGGCUGCUUGCUCUUUAUCCCGUGCCAAACUGGGUCACAGCGUCACGUGUUUUUAUUCUGUUUUAUUUUUUGUCGAGCAACUGAAUGAAAUCUUUCACCAGAAAAAAUUGAAUCUAAUGAAAUCGAAUGAAAAGAAUCUGGUUUGAAGCUGAAAUAAAACGACAGCAGGUGAAGUUCGGAGCUUCUGUCGGACAAAGAAAAUGAUUUAUUUAUUUUCAUAACGGGAUUUAAAUUGUCUUCAUUAUUUUGCUUCAUUCAAUAAAGAAUUCUACUGAAA
Messenger RNA from Hippoglossus stenolepis (Pacific halibut), 6009 nucleotides. RefSeq names its product oxoglutarate dehydrogenase a (gene ogdha). Gene Ontology annotation, molecular function: thiamine pyrophosphate binding; oxoglutarate dehydrogenase (succinyl-transferring) activity. The record is from RefSeq and is a predicted model, not a curated record. Gene Ontology annotation, biological process: tricarboxylic acid cycle. Gene Ontology annotation, cellular component: mitochondrion; oxoglutarate dehydrogenase complex. Bases 1504 to 4158 code for a protein of 884 amino acids. NCBI's taxonomy places the organism in Eukaryota, Metazoa, Chordata, Actinopteri, Pleuronectiformes, Pleuronectidae. The transcript is spliced from 22 exons.